Messenger RNA from Dermatophagoides pteronyssinus (European house dust mite), 3300 nucleotides. RefSeq names its product E3 ubiquitin-protein ligase Nedd4 (gene Nedd4). Gene Ontology annotation, biological process: protein ubiquitination; regulation of dendrite morphogenesis; ubiquitin-dependent protein catabolic process. Gene Ontology annotation, cellular component: cytoplasm. Gene Ontology annotation, molecular function: protein binding; sodium channel inhibitor activity; ubiquitin protein ligase activity. NCBI's taxonomy places the organism in Eukaryota, Metazoa, Arthropoda, Arachnida, Sarcoptiformes, Pyroglyphidae. The record is from RefSeq and is a predicted model, not a curated record.
UUAUUUCAUUAAAAAUCUAAUCAUCAAUAAAAAUAAAAACGUAGUAGCAAUCAUCUGUAAAUGUGUUUGUUGUGAUAAAAAAAAUCAAAAAUCAAACACACAAAAUCGAUUGAGUAAUAUUUAUUCAAAUCAAUCAAUAAUUUAAAUGCAAUAAAUAAACAAAUUAUUCCAUGUGAUAAACCAAAACAAAACAAAACAAAAAACAUGAAUCCACCAUCAACAAGUUGCUCAUCAUCGAAUCCUACAAUUAUCACCGAUAAUCAUGGCAAUAAUAAUAAUAAUCGUAAUAAAAAUCUUAUUCUUUCCAGAAGGAUUCAUGGUUGUCAGCCAUUGCACUUGAAUAAUACCGAUAAUGAUGAAGAUAAUUGUAAAUUAUUACGAUUAAAAAUUCAUAGUGGUCAUAAUUUAGCUAAAAAAGAUAUAUUCGGUGCUUCUGAUCCAUAUGUUCGUAUUGAUUUAUUAAGAAAAUCUGAUCGUACUGUUAUUGAUUCAUUAUAUACAAAAACUAAAAAGAAAACAUUGAAUCCAUGUUGGAAUGAAGAAUUUAUUAUUCGUUUAAUACCAUCUAGUCAUCAAAUAUUGUUAGAAGUUUUUGAUGAAAAUCGUCUUACACGUGAUGAUUUUCUUGGUAAAGUUGAUCUUUUAUUGAAUAAUAAUAUUCCUACUGAAAUAAAAGAUACAAUUAUUGAACCAAAACAAUAUACAUUACAACAAAGAAGUCAAAAAUCUAAAGUUCGUGGACAUCUUGAAAUAUAUCAUGCUUAUAUUGAUACACCACCAACUUCAACAACAACAUCAUCAUCCAUAUCUACAUUGGAUGAUGAUGAUGGUGAAGAAACAAUCGAUGAUAUUGAUAAUCAAAAUGGUUGGGAAAUGCUUAACGAACCAAGAACUACAAAUGUUGAUCAUCAUAAUCGAUCGACAGGAAGUCAAGAAGAUCUACCAAAUGGAUGGGAAGAACGUCAAGAUACAAAUGGUCGUACUUAUUAUGUAAAUCAUAAUACUCGAACUACACAAUGGGAACGACCAACCAUUAGUCAUAAUAAUAAUGGACCCUUAUCAUCUGAAUGUUCAACAUCUAAUUCACUAAAUACACCAUCAAUAUCAUCAUCAUCAUCAUCCAAUCAUAAUGAUCAUCAAGAAAAUCAACAAACAUCAACAACAAAUACUGCCACAAAACAACAACAAGCAUUUUAUCGUCGUUUUCAUGUUGGUAGUAGUAUGGAUCAAUCAUUACCAUCACAAUCAUCAUUAUCAUCAAAUGAUGAUGGCCAUAAUGUUAAUGAUGAUGAUGAUGAUGAUGAUGAUGAACAUCAUUGUUCAAAUGAUUAUUCUACAAAUCAGAGUUCAUUGAAUUCUGGUAAUUCUAAUCGACCUAAUUCAGCACCAUCAACCACAACAUCAACAGAUGAUCAUCAUCAUCAUCAUCAUCAUAAUCAUCAAACUGAACAAACAUCAUUGACCACCAAUCAUAUCGACAAUUCAACAACAAACAGACGUUCGAAUUCUAUAUCGACUGAAGCAGCAAACAAUACAAAUGAUACCAAUGAUAAUAAUGAUGAUAAUGAUCAAAAUGAAGAUGAACAACAACAACAACUUGGACCAUUACCUCCCGGUUGGACGCAACAAGUUCAUGUUAAUGGUCGUAUUUUUUUCAUCGAUCAUAAUAAUAAAUCAACAACAUGGAUUGAUCCAAGAACGGGUGAACCAAGUCCACCUCCACCACCACCACCCGCAUCAUCAUCUCAAUCGUCGUCAUCAUCAUCAUCAUUAAUGUCCGCUCUUCAUAAUCGUCAACAUCAUCAUCACCAUCAUAAUGAUCAUAACCAAUCGAAUAAUUCAGGAAAACAUCAUCAUCAUCAUCAUCAUGGCAAACAUACAUCAUUCGAUUUUAAACAUUCAAUUAUCGAUGAUCUAGGUCCAUUACCAGCCGGUUGGGAAGAACGUGUACAUCGUGAUGGACGAAUCUUUUUCAUCAAUCACAAUACGAAAACAACUCAAUGGGAAGAUCCACGUAUCGAUAUGCCCAGUAUUUCAGGGCCACCAAUUGCCUAUUCACGUGAUUAUAAGAAAAAAUAUGAACAUUUACAAAAUUCGCUUACCAAACCGAAUGGACCGAAUAAAUUUGAGAUUCGUGUACGACGUAAUUCCAUAUUGGAAGAUUCAUUUCGUAUUAUCAGUAAUGUAUCAAGAGUUGAUUAUCUGAAAGCAAAACUGUGGAUCGAAUUCGAUAAUGAAGAUGUACUUGAUUAUGGUGGUCCUAGUCGUGAAUGGUUUUAUCUGUUAUCUAAAGAAAUGUUCAAUCCAUAUUAUGGCCUUUUUGAAUAUAGUUCAACCGAUAAAUAUACGCUACAGAUAAGACCAUUUUCCGGUCGUUGUAAUGAAUUACAUUUAGCAUAUUUUAAAUUUAUUGGACGUGUUGCCGGUAUGGCAAUCUAUCAUGGUAAAUUAUUGGAUGCCUUUUUUAUACGACCAUUCUAUAAGAUGAUGUUGGAAAAACCAAUCACAUUAAAAGAUAUGGAAAGUGUUGAUACUGAAUAUUAUAAUUCAUUGAAAUAUAUUCUUGAAAAUGAUCCCAGUGAAUUAUAUUUGAAUUUUUCGAUUGAUGAAAAAUUUUUCGAUGUUGUCGAAGAAAAAGAACUAAAACCGAAUGGUGCACAAAUACCGGUGACAAAUGAAAACAAACAAGAAUAUAUUGAUUUAGUGAUUGAUUGGCGUUUUGUUUCACGUGUCAAACCACAAAUGGAUUCAUUUCUUGAAGGUUUUCAUGAAUUAAUACCGAAAAAUUUGAUUAAAAUGUUUGAUGAAAAUGAAUUAGAAUUAUUAAUGUGUGGUAUCGGUAAUGUUGAUGUAAAAGAUUGGAAACAUAAUACCGUUUAUAAAGGUGGUUAUCAUCUUAAUCAUAUUGUUAUACAAUGGUUUUGGAGGGUUGUUUUAUCGUUCAACAAUGAAAUGCGAUCACGUUUAUUACAAUUUGUUACCGGUACAUCACGAGUACCAAUGAAUGGUUUCAAAGAACUAUAUGGCAGUAAUGGUCCUCAAUUGUUUACCAUAGAAAAAUGGGGAAAUUCACAAAAUCUACCUCGUUCUCAUACAUGUUUCAAUCGAUUGGAUUUACCUUGUUACGAAUCAUAUACUGAUCUACGUGAUAAACUUAUCAAAGCUAUUGAAGGUUCUGAAACGUAUGGAGGUGUCGAUUAAUAAAAAUCUGGUCUGGUUUAGCUCACUAAUUUUAUCACUGAUUUUUUUUAAUAUAACUGUGUAACAUUGAUUAUGACUGAUUAUUCAAUGUGCAAUUUC